Molecule: messenger RNA, 2030 nt
Organism: Colossoma macropomum (tambaqui)
Lineage: Eukaryota; Metazoa; Chordata; Actinopteri; Characiformes; Serrasalmidae
Gene: arhgdig
Product: Rho GDP dissociation inhibitor (GDI) gamma
Exons: 6
Coding region: 275-955 (226 amino acids)
Biological process (GO): Rho protein signal transduction
Cellular component (GO): membrane; cytoplasm; cytosol
Molecular function (GO): Rho GDP-dissociation inhibitor activity; protein binding
Source: RefSeq, a predicted model, not a curated record
GAGAGAGAGAAAGAGAGUGAGAGAGAGAAAGAGAGGGAGAGAGAGAGAGAGCCGGUCCUGCACGGAUUACACACGCGUCUCGUCUGCAUUUACACUCUCUCUCUCUCUCUCUGUUCCCCACCCAAACCGGGGGGCUCCUCUGUCUCUCCGCUCUGAGGGAUGCUGAUCUGAGUCCUCCACGGUUUUUAGCCGUUUAUUUUGUGCGUGGUCACUUUUUUCCGUGCCGGACGCUGAUUUUGGUCCAUCGGUCGUCGGUAAAGACCUGUGGGGCGAGAUGCUGGGCUUGGACGUGUGCGAGUUUGGGGGGCAGUUUCUUGAGCUGCUCUGGCUGACAGUUUGCUACAGAGGCCUAAUGGCAGAUAAAGAGAGCACAGUCCCUGUGGGUGAGGAGGUGGAUGAGACUGACCUGAACUACAAGCCCCCCGCCCAGAAAAGCCUGCAGGAGAUCCAGGAGCUGGACAAGGAUGACGAGAGCCUCAACAAGUACAAGCAGACUCUGCUGGGGUCCGGCCCUGUGGUGUCAGAUCCCACUGUUCCUAAUGUUCAAGUGACGAGGCUGACACUGAUCUGUGAUCAGGCCCCUGGACCCAUCACCAUGGACUUAACAGGUGACCUUGAUGCUUUGAAGAAACAGAACUUCACCAUGAAGGAGGGAGUGGAUUACAGGGUGAAGAUCCACUUUAAGGUCAAUAGGGACAUCGUGUCUGGGCUGAAGUAUGUGCACUUGACCUACAGGAAAGGCCUUCGAGUGGAUAAAGCUGUGUACAUGGUGGGCAGCUAUGGGCCGAGGGUGGAGGAACAUGAGUUCAUCACCCCGGUGGAGGAGGCGCCCAAAGGCAUGAUCGUCCGGGGCACCUACCACAUCAAGUCUUACUUCACAGAUGACGACAAGACGGACCACCUGUCCUGGGAGUGGAACCUGCAGAUCAAGAAGGACUGGGACAGCGCGGAGUAAAGCAGCUCCCUCUCUCUGUCCCGCGUGCACCUGCGCCGCUGCAUAGGGCCUGACCGCAUGUAGGAAAGGUGCACGGAGAGGGGUUUACGCUGGGCUUAGCUGUGGAACAGGGUUGGGUUCAAGAAUGUAUCUUUUGUUACUAUACGAGGGUGAAAUUAAUGCAAAUAUAAGGACUAUUAGAGCUGGACCAGUUUUCCCAGAGCAGGUUGUGUAGUGUAAUGUGCAGGAUUUGAUUGGCCGACGGGUUCGAGAUAAAGUGUCUGUGUAAUUUCGUCAGAUUUCUGGGACUGAAAAGUCGAAGCCUGGAUGUUAACACUCAACAGGACAGUCAGACUGUAAAACUACACACACUGCAGAUUCAUACUGGAUUAAAAUCACUCCACAAUUAUUACUGUCAGACUGUAAAACUACACACACUGCAGAUUCAUACUGGAUUAAAAUCGCUCCACAAUUAUUACUGUGAGACUGUAAAACUACACACACUGCAGAUUCAUACUGGAAUCCCAGAUCUCGUCCGUAAUCAGUUAAAUUAUAGAGCCUGCCCUGGUAAAAUGAAUCCAGCUCCAAUAGGACUACACAGUGCGUAAUUAUUAGGGUCCAAGGGAUGGUAGGGAAAUACGUAUAUAUGCGACGACUCGCCGGGUUUUCGAGAUGAAUUUCCUAAAGAACAUGUUAUCAGCUGUAUAAACGACAGACAAAAUUCCUCGCGCCUGUACUCUCAGGUUAGUUCGUGUUUUGAACUGUAAAUGUAUGUAUUAUGACGUCCGUAUCCUUCGCGUUUAAGGUUCUUUCCGGAGCUUCAGAGCAGAACGGUGCAUGCGUGAGUGUGAAAUGAUCGUGCAGUGGCUUCUGUACUGACUCUGUAGUCAGACCGUUGUGAAUAACUGUGGGUUUUCGCAGAGAUUAAAGGAAUAUUUCAGCGUUUUUUAAUCCAGUGUCUGUUUGGCCCCAUAUGUAUCGUACCAUUGAUUAACACAGACAGUCACUGUGUCACUUCAGCACCUGCCCAUUGGCUUCUGUUAUAUGUUUGUUCCCCACACAUAUACAUUUGUUGAUAUAUAUAUAUAUAUAUAUA